Papaver somniferum (opium poppy) is the source of this 1461-nucleotide messenger RNA. Its product is annotated as 1-aminocyclopropane-1-carboxylate oxidase homolog 1-like. The record is from RefSeq and is a predicted model, not a curated record. The coding region runs from base 130 to 1278 and encodes 382 amino acids. NCBI's taxonomy places the organism in Eukaryota, Viridiplantae, Streptophyta, Magnoliopsida, Ranunculales, Papaveraceae. The transcript is spliced from 3 exons.
UUAAGGUAGUGGAGUUGGUGUACUGUGUACACUGAACUUAAACGUGCAAACGCUACCUCAAUUAAAAUUGCUCGCUAGGAACCCAUUCUUAUUCUGAUCGGUAUCCUUCCCAAAUCCUUUUACAACAUCAUGGAGGAAGCUUACAAUAAUGUUGAAAAAUCCCUCAAGGAAGAUGAGUCAUGUUACGAUCGUUUGAAAGAAUUGAAGGCCUUCGAUGAUACAAAAGCCGGUGUGAAAGGACUAGCUGACUCCGGACUGUUAAAACUUCCUAGAAUCUUUGUUCUACCACCGGAGAAGCUCGUAGAAGAGGAGAAAUUGAUAGUUAUUGAUGACAGUACUUGUAAUCCCGGUGAUCACGAAACCAUACCUGUGAUAGAUCUCAAAGGGAUGGAAAAUCAACGUAUGCAGAUUGUAGACGAAGUUCGACGUGCAUCUGAGACUAUGGGUUUCUUUCAACUGUUGAAUCAUGGUAUCCCAAAAAAUGUCAUGGAAGAGGCUAUGAAAGGUCUAGCUGGAUUUCAUGAGCAAGAUUCAGAGUUGAAGAAAAAAUUCUACACAAGAGAGCUUAGCAGAAGAGUGAAAUUUUAUAGCAACGUUGAUUUUUAUGAAUCAGACUCGGCUAGAUGGCAGGACACUUUGAACUGCGCCAUGUUAUCUCCCGACCCAAUCGACCCUCGAGAAUUGCCCGAUGUAUGCAGAGAUAUACUAGUUGAGUUUACAGAGUAUAUUACGAAACUGGGAGAUACUCUUGCUGAGUUACUGUCAGAGGCUCUUGGGCUGAAACGAGACCACCUCAAAGGCAUGGAUUGCACAAAAUUCUUAUCAAUCCUAACUCAGUAUUAUCCGGCAUGCCCAGAACCAAAACUAACUCUGGGUGCAAGUAAGCACACAGAUCCAACUUUUUUCACUGUUCUUCUCAAGGGCCAAGUUGAUAGCCUCCAGAUUUUUUACAAGAAUCAGUGGAUUGCCGUCAAGCCUCUCCCCGGAGCUUUAUUAGUUAACGUGGGUGAUCUUCUGCAGCUUAUCAGCAAUGAUAAAUUCAAAAGUGUACCACAUAGAGUAGUGUCAAGCGAGGCUGGACCUAGAAUAUCUGUGGCUUCAUUUUUCGCAACCAGCUUUAUCAAAUCUACAAAGCUUUAUGGUCCAAUUAAGGAACUAAUUUCUGAUGAAAAUGGAAAACUGUACAAAGAUAUCACACUUACGGACUAUAUGCAGCAUUAUUAUGUUAAUUCGCGUGAUCAUAAAGCUGCCCAUGCUCUGGCUGCCUUCAAGAUGUGAUUGUCAGGGUAUGCAACUUGGUGCUACACCAUAGAACUAUUGUAAAUUUGCUUUCUGCUAUUUUGUGUGCUGUAUCUCGAAAAAUACCUUUUCUUCUCAGUAUACUGCUAUCUUCUAAGGUACACAGACUUGUAAGUGUCGUUCAUUGAAACUGCAAAUAACAUGUUUGAGCUCUUUCAAUCA